This is a messenger RNA of Mycotypha africana, 2000 nucleotides long. RefSeq lists its product as uncharacterized. The transcript has a single exon. The coding region runs from base 145 to 1962 and encodes 605 amino acids. The record is from RefSeq and is a predicted model, not a curated record. Lineage: Eukaryota; Fungi; Mucoromycota; Mucoromycetes; Mucorales; Mycotyphaceae.
UCUGUUAUAUUAGCCGUAGUUCCUUUUUAUUUUUGUAAUUUUGUUAGUUUUUUCCUUAUUUCUACACCAUCAUUAUCCUUCAUUCAUUACAGUCUAUAAAAAAGAGAAUACUCUAUUCUUGAAAGAAAAAAGCAAUUGAAAAAGAUGGGUCAACGACAAUCAAGCUCACAAUCUUAUAGAGACAACAAUAGCCAUUCAAAUCGUAAUGUAAAUAGUAACAGAAGACAAAGAGUUGUUAGACCCGACAGUCGUUCCAAUGCCAAUAUUCCUCCCCAUGAUAAUAUACCCUACAGACGUACAAACACAACUACAAACAGUAAUCGAACGCAUUCACGAUCGUCGUCAUCUCCACAGACAAGUUCUAAUGUUACGGCAUCUUCCAAUACAGCCAGUGAUGAAAGGACGUGGCGACGGUUAAGGAGAGAAAGAAGAAGGGAAGAGGGUCUUCACGAGGAUAGCGGCAGCAACCAUCAUCUGAAUAGCAUUAUAUCUACUGUAACGGAAGCGAUUGAUGCUGCGGCUGCCAUGGCGAACAAUAACAGUAGGAAUGAUACCAACCAUGCUCCCUUUGAUCGGACGACGACGCCCUCUGACCCAACGAGUGCCACAACAACAACAACAACAACAACAGCAAGAGCAACAGAAGGAGCUGCAGCAACGAUGAGCCCUUUUUCACGUAUGCUUGCACAAGUUAUUACGGAAGCUGUCGUUACUUCUUUCCGUAACGGCCAUCUGAGUACUACGCCACCCCUCUCUGAACAGCCAUCUUCCUCACCGUCUGAUACGAACAAUGAAGAACGUCAUAGUAAUAGUAACAAUCAAAGUCAAAAUCCAUCCUUCCCCCUACCGACCUCCUCCCCCUCGUCCUCAUUGUUGUCGUCGUCGUCACAGCAAGCACAACCUCGACAACAAUUAACAAUGCAUAUCUCACCCGAAAUGUUUAGUCAAAUGGAACCAGAAGGUACUGAAGAUACAUUUAUGCGAUUCCUAAGAUUGCCUGUUAUUGUUAGUAAUGUUUCCAGUGACGAUACAGCAAGCACAUCUCAUGACCCCGCUAUUACUACUACUACUACUACUACUACUUCUACCUCUACUGCUUCUUCGACGUCUAGAACGAGACGUAGUCGUAGUUCAACGGCAGUGAAUGCAGAUGGUGAAUCACCGACGUUGACAGAAGAAAAUAGUGAAAUUACUCGUGUGAUGAUGUUGCCAGUCUUUUUAUAUGGUUUAAGAACCCAUGCGAAUAGUAACAUGAUGAAUACAGGCUCAACCACCACCGCAACAGCAACAGAAACAGCAACAGCAGCAGCAGCAGGAAGUGAAGGAGGAGAAGGAGGAGAAGGAGGAGCAGGAGCAGACAGAGAGGAUGUAGAUGAUGAAAAUAACAAUAGAAGAUUUAGUGUGAGAAUUCGUGAAAGAUUAGAAAGAGAAAGACGUCUACAAGCAGAACAAUCAGCAUCCUCCGUACCCGCCACCUCCAGUACAUCUGGAACUGGAAGCUCCUCCUCCUCUAGAGGGACAAGACAGGAGGGUGAUAACAGCGGCGGCAUCAAUGGUCAAUGGACAGUGUAUAUUAUUAGCGGUACAAGUAUUGAAAAUUUGUUCACCUCCGAAGGUGAAUAUAAUUUUAGUUACGAAGAAUUAUUAGAAUUGGCGGCCAUGAUUGGGCCCGCAAGAAGGCCUACGGUUAGUCAAGAAGAGAUCGACGCAGCUAUUCCUAUUGUUAAAUACACUCAACAGGUGAAACAGAUGAUGGUGGGUAACUCGGAGGGGUGUCAAGUGUGUUUGAAUACAUACCAAUCAGAUGAAGAUGUGCGAGUUUUAUCGUGUCAUCAUGGGUUUCACAAAGAUUGUAUCGAUAAAUGGCUGACGGAGGGCCAAAAUCAAUGUCCACUUUGUCGCGGCGUACCCGUUCAACGGCAAGAACAACAGCAGCAGCAGCAGCAGCAGCAGCAGCAGUAGCAACGUUAACCAUUGAGAGAAGAAGAAUAAAAAACAAG